Rubroshorea leprosula is the source of this 1409-nucleotide messenger RNA. The record is from the annotation of a GenBank genome assembly. Lineage: Eukaryota; Viridiplantae; Streptophyta; Magnoliopsida; Malvales; Dipterocarpaceae.
AAGCGCAAGGGUGCUUAGUGGCCGGUCGACGGCGGAGAGAAUGGGAAAGCGAGAGAAGAAGCAGAGACACCAACGCGGAAGCAGUCGAGGAGGAGCCUCUUACCAUACCGGACAAGAUGAAGAUGAAGAUGAGGGAUACAGUUACGAACAAAAACCCCAACAUUUUGAAGAACCCGUUGACGACAACGAAGGAGAUGAAGAGGAGGAGGAGGAGGAGGAGGAAGAAGUUGAAGAAAACGAUGCAGACCCAUCUUUCAAUAUGCCCUCCAAGUUUCAUCUUUACCAACAAUCGGUACAGUCGCCAAAAGGAGACAUAAGCUAUAUGCAGAAGUUCUUUUUGAUGUAUGUGGGUGGAAGGUUGCCCCUUCAUCUCCAAGAGGAUUUCUGUGGCACUGCUCUUCUUAGUAAAGAAUGGCUGCGAAGUGAUCCAAGACGGACUGCUGUAGGAUUGGAUUUGGAUCUUGAGGCAUUAGAGUGGUGUAUGGAGAACAAUAUUGAUAAAGUUGGGGCUGAUGGGUAUUCCAGAAUAUCCCUCUUUCACGGGAAUGUCUUGAAACCUCAUGAAGCCAAAUUAUUGAUGUUCAAGCCCCAGGAGCUGAUAAGUAAGGUGCAAUUAAGGGAGACAGAUAAUGAUUUUGAGACUGGUUCAGAAGAUCUUACUUUGCAACAGGGUGCUACUGCUUCUGCAGAUGAUGAGAGAAUAAAGAGAAUCUCUUCACUACCUGCAAGGGACAUUGUGUGUGCUUUUAACUACAGCUGCUGCUGUCUCCAUAAACGUGCAGAGCUGGUUCAAUAUUUCAAGCAUGUUCUUGAUAUCUUGUCCAAAAAAGGUGGCAUAUUUGUGAUGGACCUAUAUGGAGGUACCUCAUCAGAAUGCAAGUUAAGACUUCAGAGGAGAUUUCCCAAUUUUACGUAUGUAUGGGAGCAAGCAGAAUUCGAUAUUGUUCAGCGUAUGACAAGGAUUAGCCUCCACUUUCAUCUGCAGAAGCAGCAGAAAAAACUUCGCCAUGCAUUUUCAUACAGCUGGAGACUGUGGUCAUUGCCAGAGAUUAAAGACUGCUUGGAAGAAGCUGGAUUCAAAUCAGUCCAUUUCUGGAUACGAAAGAUGCCAGACUCAGAUGAAAUGAGAGACACACAAGGAUUCGGUGCUGCACGAGACCUGAAAUAUGAAGAGGUCAAGAGUUUCCAACAGGAAGACUCUUGGAACGCAUACAUUGUUGGUGUCACAAAAUGAACAACAAAUCUCUAACCAUCAAGCUAACACUACAUUCAGCAUAAAACCCCGCUAGAUACCUUUUUCCUAAAGCUUUAAACUCUCCUUGCAAUUUGUUGUAUCAACUUGGUUUGGAUUUGGAACUUUGCAUUCUAGAAAUUGAAAUUCUAUCUUAUAACAAAUCGUUUUUAUUCCU